This is a messenger RNA of Salpingoeca rosetta, 1946 nucleotides long. RefSeq names its product coatomer subunit delta. Bases 270 to 1796 code for a protein of 508 amino acids. The transcript is spliced from 15 exons. Gene Ontology annotation, biological process: Golgi localization; endoplasmic reticulum to Golgi vesicle-mediated transport; retrograde vesicle-mediated transport, Golgi to endoplasmic reticulum. Gene Ontology annotation, cellular component: cytosol; COPI vesicle coat. The record is from RefSeq and is a predicted model, not a curated record. Lineage: Eukaryota; Choanoflagellata; Craspedida; Salpingoecidae.
CAAAAUUGCAUUUCAAAAUAAAGAAAAGUGCAACUCAGGCAGGAGAAGACUGAACCGACAAACAGCCAACAGCGCAUACACAACGACGACGACGAGACCAGCCAAGAGCAAGAGAGCAACGCUGAGGAAGCAACGAGCACAGAGACUGAGCUGAUCUGUCUGGCUGGCGAGCUGGCUGGUGACCACCAGAAGCAAAAAAGCAAAGGCCACACGCGCGCGCUCUCCCGUUUUCUCUCCACACAAACACACAAACACACACACACGACACAAUGGUGCUUCUCUCUGCCGCAGUCUGCACAAAGGCAGGCAAAGUGGUUGUGUCCCGUCAGUUCAUGGAGAUGUCAAGGUCCCGCGUCGAGGGUCUGUUGGCAGCCUUCCCCAAGCUCAUGAACUCCGAUGACCAGCACACCUUCAUCGAGACCGACACGGUGCGGUACGUGUACCAGCCGAUGGAACAGCUCUACAUGGUGCUCAUCACCACAAAGAACAGCAACAUCCUGGAGGAUCUGGAGACGCUGCGCCUCUUUGCCAAAGUGGUACCAGAGUACUGCCGCUCCUUCACGGAGAGGGAUGUCGCCGCCCAUGCCUUUGAGCUCAUCUUUGCCUUUGACGAGAUCAUCGCCCUCGGCUACAGAGAAAACGUGGAUCUGUAUCGCAUCCGCACGUACACGGAGAUGGAGUCGCACGAUGAGCAAAUCUUCAAGAUGCGCCAAAAGGCGAAAGAGCGCGAGGCGAAGGACAUUAUGAAGCGCAAGGCAAAGGCGCUGCAGAAGGAGCGGGAGCGGGGCCGCGGGUUUGGCUCCACCGGCAUGUCAGGCAUGGGCUCUGCCUCGUUUAUGCCGCAGCAGGAUGUCGCCCCUGUUGCCCCGUCAGUCGCCGCACCAUCAACCCCAACACAGCGCUCCGCCCCCGCGAAAAAGCCCGGCCGUGGCAUGAAGCUUGGCGGCAAGUCCAAGGGCAAGGACUUUGUUGAUGCGCUCAUCCAGGAGGGAGAGGAGGUCGCACCAGACACUGCAGACAUCAUCGCACCGUCCAAGACGCAAGCCGCUGCCCCUGUUGCCACACCAAACAGAGAGAGCGUGCACUUGGCGGCAGAUGAGAAGAUUACGCUUGAAGCCAACAGGGACGGCGGCCUCGAACACAUGGAGGUGAAGGGCACGUUGACCGUGUUUGUGUCAGACCCGGAGGUGACGCGUAUCCGCAUCAACUGCGAUAAGGGACCAAAGUCCAUCCCCUACCAGACGCAUCCGAACAUUGACAAGCGCACAUUUGGGGGCAGCGGGGUGAUUGGGCUGAAGGACAAAGAGCGCGGGUUCCCUGUUGGCACGGGCGUCGGCGUCCUCAAAUGGCGUUUCCAGACCACGGACGACGCACACAUCCCGCUCUCUAUCAACUGCUGGCCAAACCCGAACGCGGACGGGUCGUGCGAUGUGAACAUUGACUAUGAGCUGCUUGCAGACGACCUGCAGCUGCAGGACGUGACCAUCACCGUGCCGCUCCCGGCCCACUCUGGUGCCCCCGUCGUCGCCCGCGCAGACGGCGCAUACGACCACGACAGCCGCAAUGGUGUACUGCUGUGGAGAAUACCUGUUGUCGACUCUGAGAACCCGGAGGGCUCCAUCGAGUUUACGACAAAUGGUGGCGAUACGGACGACUUCUUCCCUGUUCAGGUUGACUUUGCGUCGUCGAAGCUGUAUGCAGGGCUGCAGAUCAACUCGGUCGAGGUCAUUGGCGGCGGCGACACAACCUUCUCCUCAGAGGUCUCCUUUGCCCCCGCCAGCUACGAGAUUGUCUGACCAGGGCCGUUGCUUUGCUUCUUCAUGGCCGCAUUGUGGCAAUGUUUUGUGUCUGUUGGCAAACAGCAGUGUCUUCUUUUUUGUGCGUGCGUGUGUGUCCGUAUGUCGUUCCUGUUAUCGCUGGAAACCACAAUACAUGUUUGACGUUGG